AUGGAAAUGGUGCACACGGCCAUCGGUGUGGCGGGCACAGUGGCCCUGCUCUUGGUUGUCAGCCGUUCGGUUUCGCAGGUGGCUGGCUUGGUUGCGGAUGAAACCCGAGCUCCGAUCUCCUACUUGGUGAGACGCGGCGAUCCAUUGGCGGAUCAGCUGACGACCGCCGAGGGGUUAACCCCACUGGUGGAGGGAGAUCGCAUGGACGGCGCCUGUUCGGUGGUCCAAAGUAUUGGCGGUAAAGCGUGUGUCUUGCUAGGACCUCUGCUGCCCAAACUGGGCGGUGAUCGUAAGUCCGGCGACUCAAAGACAGAAGAGGAAGUGGACAAAAAGAAACCGGAGGCAGCAGCGUGGGAAACGGAAGCACCUGCUGAGGCAGAUCCACCGGCAGAGGAGUAG
Molecule: messenger RNA, 399 nt
Organism: Drosophila gunungcola (fruit fly)
Lineage: Eukaryota; Metazoa; Arthropoda; Insecta; Diptera; Drosophilidae
Exons: 1
Coding region: 1-399 (132 amino acids)
Source: RefSeq, a predicted model, not a curated record